AUGACAGCAGCUAUGCUCAAAGACGACGGAUACUUCAACCUUGGAAAGUACCAUCGUCCUAUCACGACUAAGAGCUUGGAGGCUCAACGAUGGUUCGAUCGAGGGCUUGUCUGGGCCUAUGGGUUUAACAACAACGAGGCCUCAGAAUGCUUCGAGAAAGUCAUUCUUGCGGAUCCUGAUUGUGCCAUGGGCUAUUGGGGCUUGGCGUACACUCGGGGACCUUAUUACAACAAAGCAUGGCGGUUGUUCGACCCCAAUGAGCUCAAGGUUGCACUCAACGAAACGUACAAGGCAUCUUGCCAAGCUCUGGAGAGGAUUGACGGAGCAAGCCCCGUUGAGCAGUCCUUGGUCCGCGCGAUUGCCCAGCGAUACCCUCAGCCUCAGCCGACAAACGAGCAAGGCUACUCCGCCUGGAACGACGCAUACGCCAGCACCAUGCAAUCUGUGUACGAAAGCUUUGGCAACGACAUUGACGUGGCUGUUCUCUACACUGACGCUCUCAUGAACCUGACACCAUGGGGGAUGUGGGAUCCGUACAGCGGGAAACCCGGUGCCAAUGCUCGAACUCUCGACGCCAUGGCAGCUCUUGAGCGUGCCUUUACCCUAGAGGGUGCCGACGAGCACCCGGGGCUGCUGCAUCUUCAUAUUCAUCUCGUGGAAAUGUCCCGAACACCCGAGCUUGCGGUACCUUCUGCGGACAAGCUUCGACAUCUGGUCCCCGAUGGUGGUCACUUCAACCAUAUGCCAUCCCACAUUGAUGUCUUGAUCGGCGACUACCGGAGCGCGGUCUCAGCCAACGUUGCAGCUGUGGUUGCAGACAACAAGUUCUUCGCAAAGAUUGGGAGGAUGAAUCUCUACACGUUUUACCACGCUCACAACUACCACUCGCUCAUCUAUGCCGCUAUGCUCUCCGGCCAAUCGAAGGUGGCCCUGGAGAACUGCGACCUGAUGGAGAAGGCCCUGCCCGAAGAGCUGCUGGCUAUUGAGUCGCCUCCCAUGGCUGACUGGCUUGAGGCUUUCGUUGGUGUCCGCGCCCAUGUGCUGAUCCGUUUCGGUCUUUGGGAUGAGAUUCUCGACCUGAAAAUCCCCGAGAACCAGACGUUAUACUGCGUCACAACCGCAACGCUCCACUACGCGAGGGGAGUGGCAUUUGCAGCCACAGGCCGUGUACCAGAGGCCGAGAGUGAACAGAAACUCUUCGCCAAGGCAUAUGCCAAUGUGCCCUCAUCGCGGUACGACUACCCCAACCAGUGUGUCGAGACACUUAAGGUUGGCGAGGCUAUGCUCGCAGGUGAAUUGGAGUAUCGCCGAGGAAACUUUGAUCUGACAUUUGAGCACCUGCGAAAGUCGAUUCAACUUGAUGACAACCUCAAGUAUAGUGAGCCUUGGGGGUGGAUGCAACCGACUCGACACGCCUACGCUGCUUUGUCUCUAGAACAAGGCCACGUCGAAGAGGCAGCUAAGGCGUACGCUGAGGAUCUGGGCUUCCUUACCUCACUACCUCGCGGCCACCAACAUCCCAACAACGUCUGGGCUCUUCAUGGAUACCACGAAUGUCUCACACGUCUUGGCCGAAAUGACGAGGCCCGGCUACUGGAGCUUCCACUCAAGCUCGCGGUCAACUUGGCAGAUGUAAAUGUGCGCUCCUCUUGUUAUUGUCGAAAGGAAGACGAUGUGUCUGGUAAUGGUUACACUCAAAGUUGCGACAAGGUUGAGAAAUGUUAG
This is a messenger RNA of Colletotrichum chrysophilum, 1725 nucleotides long. RefSeq lists its product as uncharacterized. The coding region runs from base 1 to 1725 and encodes 574 amino acids. Gene Ontology annotation, molecular function: protein binding. Gene Ontology annotation, cellular component: intracellular anatomical structure. The record is from RefSeq and is a predicted model, not a curated record. The transcript has a single exon. Lineage: Eukaryota; Fungi; Ascomycota; Sordariomycetes; Glomerellales; Glomerellaceae.